This is a messenger RNA of Lathyrus sativus (Indian pea), 792 nucleotides long. The record is from the annotation of a GenBank genome assembly. NCBI's taxonomy places the organism in Eukaryota, Viridiplantae, Streptophyta, Magnoliopsida, Fabales, Fabaceae.
AUGGUGUCUCCGGCGAAGUCGCAGCUAGUAUUAGAGAUCAACUUGAUCUCAGCACAAGGUUUGAAGCCAAUGUCAUCACCACGGAGAAAGUUUCAAACCUACGCUGUCACGUGGAUCGAUUCUUCCACCAAGCUCCGAACACGAGUCGACAAAAUCGGAGGCCAGAAUCCUACAUGGAACGACAAAUUCCUCUUCCGCGUUACGCCGGAGUUUCUUGCCAGCGAAACCGCCGGCGUCUGUGUAGCAAUCUACGCUGUUGGUACCUUCCGUGAUCACAUAGUCGGUACAGUCAGGUUCCUUGUCAGCAAUAUUCUCUCUUCGAACUCUAGCAACGGCGACGGCAACGGCAACGGUAACAGAAGUCCCUGCUUCAGCGCAGUUCAAAUACGUCGGCCGUCGGGGAGUUUCUACGGCGUAAUGAACAUCGGAGCAAUGGUGGUAGACGGUUCCGGUUUUCCGGCGCUGGAAAAAAUAUCGGCGAUAGGUUACCGUGAUCUAAUGGGAGAAAAGAUAACAGACCGCCGGAGAAAGUUACCGGAACCGAAACUGAAAGUGGCGGUGGCCGGAGAAGAAGUUUCGAGUGAAUCUUGUGAUAAUGACACGUGUGGUACAGAAUCAGUGGAUGAAACGGAGUCAUCAACGUCUUCAUCGUCACCCAAAACGACGGCGUUGCAGGAUUGGAAUGGAGUAAGAGAAUUGGCGGGAAACAAAGGGUUAGCGGGUGCAGGAUUCUUAUGCUGUUUGGUUGCACAGAGAAGUGUUCACUCUCUCUCUCCUACCACUACCAGGUAA